Ogataea parapolymorpha DL-1 is the source of this 1707-nucleotide messenger RNA. Its product is annotated as Subunit of the anaphase-promoting complex/cyclosome (APC/C). The record is from RefSeq and is a predicted model, not a curated record. The transcript has a single exon. NCBI's taxonomy places the organism in Eukaryota, Fungi, Ascomycota, Pichiomycetes, Pichiales, Pichiaceae. Gene Ontology annotation, cellular component: anaphase-promoting complex. Gene Ontology annotation, biological process: cell division. Gene Ontology annotation, molecular function: protein binding. Bases 1 to 1707 code for a protein of 568 amino acids.
AUGGACUUUGAUCAACAGCUACAGCUCCGAUUCGCGCUCAUCGAGAGUUCCAAAGUCUUGCAGUCGCUUCAUCUGUACCAUGGUGCCAAAUGGUCGAGCGAAGCACUCAACGGCUUGUGCCCACUCACAAACGAUCAGAAAGCGGCCGUGUUUCAACAGUCACAACAAAGGACCCCUAUCUCGUUUCUCCCUCAACACUCUCAGGAUGACUUUCUAGAGUUCACCGAGCAAGACAAACUGUUGAUGGCCACGUCAUAUUUCAGUUUCAAGGAGUUCGAUCGCUGUGCUCAUGUGCUGAAAGACUGUGCCAGUCCCCGGGGUUUAUUUCUGAAACUUUACGCCCUGUAUUUGAGCGGGGAGAAGACCAAAUAUGACGAAACGGGAGGGGUGCUCGGGCAGCAGGAUGGGAAGGUUCAAAAUCAAAAAUUGACGGAGAUAUCGAAGGAACUGGAAAAUUACGGCAAGCAAAGCACAAGGGAGCAAUUGGAAGACCCCUUCUUGCUUUUCCUCAAUGGACUUGUUGCAGCCAAGUUAAAGGACAACGCAGCAGCCCAAGAAUGUUUCUACAAGUCUCUCACUAUUUAUCCUUUCAACUGGUCCUGCUGGUCUGAGCUUAUUGCCAAUCUUGCGAGUUUUGGAGAGGCGUUGAACGUGCUUAAUAAAUUCUCCAAGAAUGCCAAAUUUAUGAACAACAGGCUGUACCACGUAAUGCUGCGCUUUUUCAAGAUCACCAUCAGCCAGGAAUUUUUCCAGCAGUUCAAUGAGCUCUACGAAGACCUAUCUUAUUUGCUAGACAUUUUUCCUACAUUUAGCUACCUGAAGAUCCAGAAAGCUCUCAUUUCUUAUAAUGCUCUCGACUAUGUCGCUGCUGAAAACAUAUUCGAUGAUGUUCUGGAAAACGAUCCGCUCAGACUAGACGACAUGGACACAUACUCCAACAUUUUAUAUGUGAUGGAAAAAAAAUCCAAGCUGGCGUUUUUGGCUCAGUUUGCGUCUCAAAUCGACAAUUUUAGGCCCGAGACAUGUUGCAUCCUUGCCAAUUACUACUCGCUCAAGUUUGAUCACCAAAAAGCCAUCAUGUACUAUAAGAGAGCUUUGGCCCUGAACAGAAACUGUCUCAGUGCCUGGACUCUCAUGGGCCACGAAUUUGUUGAACUCAAGAACUCCCACGCAGCCAUUGAGAGCUAUAGACGUGCCGUGGACACAAAUAACAAAGAUUUCCGUGCUUGGUACGGUCUUGGCCAGGCAUACGAGGUGCUGGAUAUGCAUUUGUACAGUCUUUACUACUACCAACGAGCAUGUGCACUCAAGCCACUUGACAAGCGGAUGUGGCAAGCGGUUGGCAACUGCAGCGAAAAAUUGGGCGAGCACGAGGAUUCGAUCAAGGCGUAUAAGAAAGCCCUAUCUGUGUCGAGCGAGUACGAUCCUGUGAUAUUUUACAAACUGGCAAACCUGUACCAGUCCAUCAAAGACGAUGAGAAUGCUGCUGUGUACAUGAAACUUUGCUUGGACGAAGAAGUCAACGAGGGAGUCACCACAGAAACUACCAAGGCUCGUCUCUGGCUAGCAAGAUACGAACUGCACCAUCAAAAUUGGCAGGCUGCUUAUGACUAUGCAUCUGAAAUGACACACGGUACUUCGCAUGAAAUAGAGGAAGCCAGAUCCAUUGCAAGAGAAGCUCGAGUCAAUCUGAACAGGAACGGAUGA